GCCUGUAAUCGGCCCAACGAAAAAUCGUAUGUAUCAGUAGGUUUUCGAAGGGCUUUUUGUCUCCCCGGAGUGGCGGUACCGCAGCAGCUCACAAUGCAUCGGUUGUUAGCGAAGCUCGGCCGCCCUCUUCUCUCAUCUUCUCUCCAUUGCCUUCCUCCCUCCUCUCCGAACCACCUCCCCGUUCACUUUUUAUCCUCAAUCAGAUCUAUGAACUCUUCCCUUACCCCGCACGUCCCGAUCUGCCCUGCAAGGCUCCUAACCCAUUCUUCCCCAUUCAUCCCGGUGUUCCAGUUCCGACACUUCGCGACCAAGAAGGUGAAGAGGUCUAGGGCACCGGACACGCCUGUGAUAUCGAAAGUUAAGAAAUACAAGUUGAAAGCUUACUCGUCAUUCAAGUACAGGUUCAGGACGAUGAAUGAUGGCCUGAUCCGGCGGUGGCGGGCGGGGAAGAGGCAUAAUGCCCAUUUAAAG
Phalaenopsis equestris is the source of this 471-nucleotide messenger RNA. RefSeq lists its product as uncharacterized. Lineage: Eukaryota; Viridiplantae; Streptophyta; Magnoliopsida; Asparagales; Orchidaceae. Gene Ontology annotation, cellular component: ribosome. Gene Ontology annotation, biological process: translation. The record is from RefSeq and is a predicted model, not a curated record. Gene Ontology annotation, molecular function: structural constituent of ribosome.